CGCGCAGUCGCGGAGUCGCGGUCGCUGCGCGGCCUCUCGGGCUAGAGGGGCGGUAGCCUGUCUCCCCCUUGGCUGACCAAAGACGGACGACGGGAGGUAGGUAGCUCGUCUUCCAAAAUCCUGCACAAGUAAAUGUCUCCUUCUCGAAAAAUCCUCUGGGCUCCUAACCCGUCUUUUCUAGAGGCUGGGAAGUCCACGAUCAAGGUGCUGGCAGAUGGCAGAUUCAGUGUCUGGGCCACUACAGUGAGACAAAACAACAAUAACAUCACACGAGAACAUACAAGAAGAUCCAAGGCUACGGAAGAUGCAGAAAAUGCUUUUAAAGUGAGACUUAGUCUCAGAACAGCUCUGGGAGAUAAAGCAUACGCCUGGGAUACAAAUGAAGAAUAUCUCUUCAAAGCGAUGGUGGCUUUCUCCAUGAGAAGAGUUCCCAACAGAGAAGCAACUGAAAUUUCCCACGUCCUACUUUGCAAUGUAACCCAGCGGGUGUCAUUCUGGUUUGUGGUUACCGAUCCUUCAAGGAAUCACACCCUUCCUGCUGUUGAGGUACAGUCAGCCAUAAGAAUGAAUAGGAACCGGAUCAACAAUGCCUUCUUUUUGAAUGACCAGACUCUGGAAUUUUUAAGAAUUCCUGCCACUCUUGCACCACCUACUGACCCAUCUGUGCCCAUCUGGAUUAUUAUAUUUGGUGUGAUAUUUUGCAUCGUCAUAGUGGCAACCAUGCUAUUGAUUUUGUCAGGAAUCCGGCAACAUAGAAGGAAGAACAAAGGACCUUCUGAAAUGGAAGACACUGAAGAUAAAUGGGAAAACACAGUCAAAAUUGAAAAUGGCAUCCCCUGCGAUCCCCUGGACAUGAAGGGAGGGCACGUUAAUGAUGCCUUUGUGACAGAGGAUGAGCGGCUCACCCCCCUCUGAAGGGCUGCUGUUUUGUUUCCCCCUGAAACUCAACACUUGUUUCUGUGUAACUGCUGAACAUCACAAUUCAUUGAGGGAAGAUUAUAUAUUUUGUUUCACCAUUCUUCUUUUGUAAGAAAUUUUGAACGUG
Molecule: messenger RNA, 1045 nt
Organism: Lagenorhynchus albirostris (white-beaked dolphin)
Lineage: Eukaryota; Metazoa; Chordata; Mammalia; Artiodactyla; Delphinidae
Gene: CLTRN
Product: collectrin, amino acid transport regulator
Exons: 8
Coding region: 133-915 (260 amino acids)
Source: RefSeq, a predicted model, not a curated record